GUACAUUACUACGUCUAUGCAACUUUUCCUUCUUUACAUUCAUAGAAUACACACGGAUCGUAUUUUAUUCUCGAGUGUCAAGAUGUAAGACACUCGAGAUCUUUUUACUCGGCGUUCUUUGGUGGAGUGACUGCAGAACGAGAGCUUUUGUUUACCCAAGGAAGGAGAGACGUUACUUCUGCGUCCUGGGAGUGUUACUAUGGAAAAACGCAUAGAAGUCUGCAUUUAACGUCUCGUUGAAAUAUGGGCCUAGUUUCUUUUAUUCUCGGUUUUGGUGCAGGAUUUUAUAUUCGAGGUCGUAAGUUUAGAAUUCAGAUGAUCAUAGAACCUAUAGUAUUUCAGAUGCUGCAAAACAAAGAUGUCACUCAAUACAAACUAGCUUUGGUCAUCAGAGAUGAUCUGAAUAUGGGAAGAGGAAAAAUUGCUUCACAGUGUUCUCAUGCUUCAGUAUUAGCAUUCAAGACUGCUAUGUUGUCUCAUCAGGAAGCAGUAGAAAUGUGGGAAGCAUUUGGCUCAGCAAAAAUUGUAUUAAAAACUCAAAGUGAAUUAAGUCUUUUAGAUUUAAAAGAUAAAGCUAAAAAGAUAGGACUGUUAACAAAUAUUGUUUGUGAUGCUGGCCGAACAGAAGUAGUUGCUGGUACAAAAACUGUCCUUGCAAUAGGCCCAGGCCCUGUAGAUGCCAUUGACAAAAUUACUGGACAUUUGAAGUUACUGUGAUUAUUUAAAUAAUAUAUUAAUUUUAAAACAAAAUUUUCUCCAUUAACAACUCAAAAGUAAAGAAAUUAAAUGAAAACAGUAUCAUUAAAUUUCUUUAUCAACUACUGUUAAAAUGCAAACAAUAUCAGGUAUGUGCAACAUUUAGCAGUGCUUUUGCCAUCUUGCAAAUAUAAAUGCUGCACAACAUUUGUAUAGCAAGUUUCAAUGGGUAGAAGAAUAUUUUAGCAUAAUGUAAAGCACAGGUGUUUUUAGGGAUGUACAUAAUUUUCAUAAGCUAAAUUUCUUAAACUCAAAAUUAGCUUCAAAAUUGAUAAAACUUCGGAUUUAAUCAUAAAUUAAUAUACAAUGAAUACAUUUUAUUUAAAAAAAAAUAGCAUCUCCUUUUUUCUACCAUUUGCCUGUGCAUUUCAACAUCAUUGCAAUUUAAUUCUGAUUGAACUCUCAAUUAAAUUACGCUAAGCAACAAAUAAAUUUCACUGUCUUCUUAACUCUUGCUUUUACUAUUUUUAGCAAGAUACAUCUGAGGCGAAAUUUCUGCAUCUCAAAGUUCUGAUGAUGCUUGUAACCACUUUAGCUAAACUUUCAAAACAUUCAUCAUUUGAAGUGAGCGAGCCCUCUCUUCAAAUGAAACUUUAAUCUUCACAUUCCUGUUACUGCUUCAAUUAAAUAAUUAUCAGUCCUACUUUCUAUGAACAGUUUUAAAUUAUAGUAGAUUUCACUGAAUUUGCUUGAACAAAUCCAGUUUUUUUUAAAUAAAUUUCAAUUAUGAUAAAGUUGCUGAAUUUCAAGUGGCAUGAUUGCAUGAAUGAAAUCAAAAGAGAUUGUUAUGCAAGUUUUUACCUCUUUGUUUAUAUCUGAAUUAAAAAUUGUUAUCCUUAAUAGCCUCUUCCUGCUUAUAGCAGAGCAGACUUUAAAGCAUUGGAUGCUUUACUUAAGAGAUUGUAGUUGAAAAAUGAUGUCUGGUUAUUUGUGCAAACACAAGGAUUUAAUAAAUGUAAUGUCUUAAAAAAUUUAUGGGCAGAACAAUUUUUAAAGCAAGAAGAAUUUUCCUCUUCUGUUUAUUUCUUUCAAACCUUUAAGUAGACUUUGAAGAUAGAAAUUCGUCAAACAUUUUUAUUAUACAAAUAUCUGUUUAAUAUGUUACCUUUUGAAACACCAAGGCUUCUUAGAUUAAUUACAAUAAUUUUUUUUCUUAUCUGCACUACCCAUAUCAGAAGCAAAAUUCGUCAAACUAUUUACGAAUUUAUUGUGUUUUCCUGCCAAAACAUUUGCUUUUGAAUGCAAUUUUUUUUAUCUGGCAUCAUUCAUAAAAAUAGCCAGUAUCAUCAGGCAUCAUUGGGGAUUGAUAAUUAAUCAAUAUUCACUUUAGAAGCAGAGGCAGACUAGCCACACAGCUAUUGACAAAUGCAAUGAAAUGUUGAUCUUUAAAUCUUCUAAUCCAUAUGCCAUUAGGCUUAAACUACUAGGCAGCUGCAAAAUUUCUAGCCUUCUCUUCUAAAAAAAUAUAGCAUUUGAGCAGAUUAUGAAAGUAAUGCUUUUUCAACAUGAGGAUACAAAAAAGUAGAAAAACUUUUUCUAUCUUAUUUUAUGCUGCCAGAGAAGAUUUUCCAUAUGUUAAAAACUAUAGAACCUGGAAAUUAAAAUUCUGGAGCAACAAUCGUUUUCUUCCUACUGGUUAUCAGCAGCUGAUGAACUUCAUUUUUGCUCAGCUACCAAUUCUUGAAGCUUUCCUAACCAUGUUUGAUAUACAUGUAAAACCUUAAUAUAAAAAUUUGUGUAUUGAAUGCAAAAUGUAAUGCAAUAAAAUAUUAAUCAGUAAAAGAGA
This is a messenger RNA of Stegodyphus dumicola, 2542 nucleotides long. RefSeq names its product peptidyl-tRNA hydrolase 2, mitochondrial-like. NCBI's taxonomy places the organism in Eukaryota, Metazoa, Arthropoda, Arachnida, Araneae, Eresidae. The record is from RefSeq and is a predicted model, not a curated record. Gene Ontology annotation, molecular function: peptidyl-tRNA hydrolase activity. Gene Ontology annotation, cellular component: cytosol.